AGCCGUUAGCCGUUGAAAUGGUUCCUUACAUAAGUAUUAAACUUAUUCGUUACGUGUGCACUGCUGUACUAUUAUUACUGCUAUUAUAAUGUUCAACUGAUUCAGUAGGUCAGUUGCUUCACCGGCUUCAAAGCUCGUGACAUGUCGCUCCAUCUGUCCACUGUUCUGUUGCUGUUGUACAAAAUGGCGACCACGUGCUGUGCGUGCAGCGGUUAGGUGAUGUGGGUCGUUUCCAUUCGUCGGCUGUAACUUUUCGCUGCGUUUGCACGAAUUCGAAGACCGCUCAACUCACGAAAAAUGGGCCGCUCGUCAAAAGACAAGCGCGACGUCUACUACCGGUUGGCCAAGGAAGAAGGCUGGCGAGCGCGAAGCGCGUUCAAAUUGCUGCAGAUCAACGAAGAGUUCGACAUCUUCACAGGUGUCACGAAAGCUGUCGACCUGUGCGCCGCUCCUGGAAGCUGGAGCCAAGUCCUGUCGAGAAAACUCCGAGGCAAUGCUGAGAAUCCAGAUGACGUGAAAAUCGUGGCCGUGGACCUUCAGGCCAUGGCGCCCUUGCCAGGAGUCAUUCAGCUGCAGGGAGACAUCACUGAGGUCUCGACAGCUCAGAAGAUCAUCAGCCACUUUGAGGGUGAAAAGGCAGAUUUGGUUGUCUGCGACGGCGCGCCGGAUGUUACUGGCCUCCACGAUAUUGAUGAGUACAUUCAGGCUGAGCUGCUUUUGUCGGCCCUGAAUAUCACCACGCAUGUCCUGAAGACUGGUGGCACCUACAUAGCCAAGAUUUUUCGAGGAAAGGAUGUGACCCUGCUGUAUGCACAGCUGAAACUCUUCUUUGAACAUGUGACCGUUGCUAAGCCCCGGAGCAGCCGCAACUCCAGCAUAGAGUCUUUUGUAGUCUGUCGCCGCUACUCUCCACCCGAAGGUUACAAGCCAUUCAUGUUCACUGGCUCCAUGGAAGAUUUGAAAGUUACAAUUGAGGAGCCAAACAGAACCAUGGUUCCAUUUGUCAUCUGUGGAGAUCUUGAUGGAUUUGACUCUGACAGGACGUACCCUCUUGAGCUCGGGAAGGACAAGGCCUAUGAGUUCUGCAAACCUGUGCAGCCACCAAUAGACCCUCCGUACAAGCUUGCCAACUCCAUGAAGAAGCGUAAUGAGCUGGCCAAGACUGUACUGGAUGUUGGUGCAUCGACUUCUCUGAGAGCCACAGCCGGCGACACACUCGAGGAGGUUCUGUGUCCCAACAUCAGUGUGCUGGACUUCAUUUAUGACGAAUCCACGCAAAAGCCAGAUGACUUGGUCGAGGCUGUGCUGGCAGCUGGCCCUUCAACUUCGCGGCCUUGUGAAUCGGGCGACCAGUUUGCUGGAGCUGUGUGCUCGAGCAUUGCUGAACUCGACCUCAGCAGUGGCAAGUUUGUGGUGAAGAGUGAAGUGGCCGAGACGUUGCUCGGUGCCAGUGCAUCAACGUCGCGGCUAGCCAGCUCUGGUGACGGAGUACUGGAGGCGGACGAGAAAGUGCUGGAGGCUGUGCGGUCGGCCAUCGCUGAUCUGGAUGUCAAACGUGACUAAUGUGGACUUAUUCAGAAUUUGUCUUUAUAUAUAAAUAAAAGGGGGCAAAAUGCCUUAA
Messenger RNA from Dermacentor andersoni, 1621 nucleotides. RefSeq names its product tRNA (cytidine(32)/guanosine(34)-2'-O)-methyltransferase-like. Lineage: Eukaryota; Metazoa; Arthropoda; Arachnida; Ixodida; Ixodidae. Gene Ontology annotation, biological process: tRNA methylation; cytoplasmic translation. The record is from RefSeq and is a predicted model, not a curated record. Gene Ontology annotation, cellular component: cytoplasm. Gene Ontology annotation, molecular function: tRNA methyltransferase activity.